GUUGGUGCCGUUAGUGGUUACGCAGUGUACUCUUUCCUUGGAUCCAACGACACCGAAGUCCUGGUGCAGAAUGGAAUAGAACAGAGAUAUUACAAAAUAUUCGAGAACAAGGAAACGAAAUGGGAUUCUAACUGGGACAAGUGUUAACUCGACCUCAUUAAAAUAUUUACUAUUCCUGUCCGUCAGUCUUGCUCGUACAUAAAAUAUUACACUGCUACCGUCACUACACUGCCGCACAAUGGAAACAUCAACAAAACGAUCUGGCCGCCAGCCUUCAGCAAAAACGAAAAAAGAAAACAUUCAAGUCAUUGUGAGAUGCAGACCGAUGAGUUCCAAAGAAGUGUCCAAUGGGUAUACAGGGGUUGUGAAAAUAUCCAAAGAAGACAAUUCCGUAGCCGUUUCGGUUCCCAAAAAUGAUGAUUCUGAAUAUAAACAGUUUACGUUUGAUUCUGUUUUUGAUUGGAAUUCUACUCAAGAAGAGCUGUACAAGAAAAUGGUCCAUCCACUCAUUGAAUCUAUUUUAAAUGGAUUUAACGCUACUAUUUUUGCUUAUGGACAGACUGGAACUGGUAAAACAUUUACAAUGGAAGGAAUCCGAGAUGAAAAACUACCUUUAUCUGAACAAGCAAACCGUGGAAUAAUACCUAGAACUUUUGAACAGAUUUUCCAAACUAUUGAACAAUCAAAUAAUAAACAAUAUUUAGUGUUUUCUUCAUACUUGGAAAUAUAUCAGGAAGAAAUUCAUGAUUUGUUAGAAGCAAAAUCUAAAGGAAAGUGUGACCUUCGUGAAGACAAAGAUGUUGGUGUUUAUGUUAAUAAUUUAAACAAAUAUAUUUGCAAAAACGUCCAAGAAAUCUUAAAAGUCAUGCAAGAAGGUAACAAAAACCGAACGAUAGGUGCUACCGACAUGAAUGAACAUAGUUCUAGGAGUCAUGCUAUUUUUACGGUUACUGUUGAAAUAAAAAGUUCUACUGAACGUAUUAGGGUUGGGAAAUUGAAUCUCGUUGAUUUAGCAGGUAGUGAAAGACAGAGUAAGAGUGGGGCCACUGGUCAAAGGCUCAAAGAAGCUGGGAAAAUAAAUCUUUCACUAUCUACUUUAGGAAAUGUUAUACAUGCACUAAUAGAAGAAAAUUCCUCGCAUAUACCGUACAGAGAUUCCAAACUCACUCGAUUAUUACAAGAUUCAUUGGGAGGUAAUUCAAAAACAUUGAUGAUUGCUAAUAUCGGUCCAGCCAGUUAUAACUGGGAUGAAACACUCACAACUUUACGCUAUGCUAACAGAGCAAAAAAUAUUCAUAAUGCACCACGUGUUAAUGAAGAUCCAAAGGAUGCUUUGAUUAGACAAUAUCAGGAUGAAAUAUCAAAGCUACGCAACAUUUUAAAUGAAAAAUCAUCUAAAAAAGUUACUACUAAAAAAGGAAAACAUGAGGAAAAAAAUUACGAUGUGGAAAAUCUUCAAGAACAUACAAAGUUUUUAGAAAAACAACAACAAGAUUUAAAUGAAAAACGUAACAAUAUUUUGGAAAAUAAAGAUAAUUUAUCAACAGAUGAUCAAAAUAGAAUGUUGUACGAUAUAGAAUUAGAAAAGGCUAAAGUAGCUGAAGAAAUGGAUUUUAUGGCUUCAUUGAUUACUCGAAUUCAAUCCAUGGAAAGCAGUUUGUUGAGAGGAGGAAAGUCUAUUACGGAUCAUUUAUAUGAACAACAAAGUCAAAUUGAUAAACGUAAUAAAGAAAUUCAAGAAGAAAUAAAAAUGGAACAGGAGCUAGCCAAAAAUUUAGAAGAAAUUGCUGGUUAUACUGAGUCAAUUAGGGAAACCUAUUCGACAUUGCUAGAAGAAGUAGAAUCCAAACAAGCUAAAUUUGACAAAUUAAUGCUUCUUUAUCAAAGUCUUAAAGGAGAAUUAAAAGUUAAAGAGGAUGAAUAUUCAAAUCAACGAAGAGACAUUGAGUCUAAUCAAGAAGCAAUGACUCGUCAAUUAAAACUUGGUAAUAUAAUAAUGUCAAAUUUUAUACCUCAAGAUGAACUUCAAAGUGUCAAGGAUAGAUUGUAUUAUGAUGAUGAUACCAAUGAAUGGCGCAUGGUUAGUAAUCAAUUAGAAGGUCAUACACGUGGCUGCAUUAAUGGUGUGAUUAAUACGAGAAGGAAUGAGAAUUUAAUAACAUUAAAUUUACUUACACUUGAACAUAAAUUAGAAGAGUAUAAGAAACCAGAAAUUUCACCUUCAUUAUUAUCAAUGCUUGAUGAAGCAUUAAAAGUUGAGGACGAUCUGCAGGUUGAUGCAUCGAUUGCAGAACGGCCAAAAAGCGUACGAAGUGCUGUUGGACCAAAGAUUAAACCCACUUCAAAUAAAAACUACCCAAGAGCACGAGGCUUGAUACCAAAAUAAAAAUAUUUGCUGGACGCUCGAAUUUGUGCACCAAAUAAUUAUGUUGUUAAUUUUAUAAUAUUUAAAUACUAAGAACUACUAUCAAAUAAGACUGCAUUGUUAAAUUUAUAUUCUGCUCACUGAUAUUGUGUAAUAAGUACCUAACACGUAUAGGUAUAUUUAUUUAUGUUAUGCUUUUGUAUGUUCUUUAACAUUCCUAGUCACUUAUAAGAAAAAUUAAUUUUAUUUUGUUUCCUAUUUUCUAUUGUUAAUAUUUUGCUUUACAAUCUCAAUUGUUUUUUAAUUGCUUCUUGCAAAAUAAGUCCUAAUCAAAACUAACAUAGUCAUAUUGUCUAGUCUUUCAGCACAAUGAAUGACACUAAUAAAUUAUAUUUCAUAUUAUCUA
Messenger RNA from Metopolophium dirhodum (rose-grain aphid), 2771 nucleotides. Its product is annotated as kinesin-II 95 kDa subunit-like. Gene Ontology annotation, molecular function: ATP binding; microtubule binding; microtubule motor activity. Gene Ontology annotation, biological process: microtubule-based movement. The record is from RefSeq and is a predicted model, not a curated record. Bases 239 to 2386 code for a protein of 715 amino acids. The transcript is spliced from 2 exons. NCBI's taxonomy places the organism in Eukaryota, Metazoa, Arthropoda, Insecta, Hemiptera, Aphididae.